This is a messenger RNA of Mesitornis unicolor (brown roatelo), 1827 nucleotides long. RefSeq names its product arylsulfatase D-like. NCBI's taxonomy places the organism in Eukaryota, Metazoa, Chordata, Aves, Mesitornithiformes, Mesitornithidae. The transcript is spliced from 10 exons. Gene Ontology annotation, molecular function: arylsulfatase activity. Bases 1 to 1791 code for a protein of 596 amino acids. The record is from RefSeq and is a predicted model, not a curated record.
AUGUACCUGUUUCAUACAUGGGGAGGCCACGAAGUUUACCAGGGAAAGCAAUGGAGCUGCCUAAACAUCUGGCUAGUUCUAUGCUUGUUUCCAAAAACCUGUGCAUCAAAUCCUUCAAAACCCAAUUUUUUACUGAUACUGGCUGAUGAUCUUGGUAUUGGAGAUGUGGGUUGCUAUGGCAAUGAUACAAUAAGGACCCCUAACAUUGAUGGCCUGGCAAAGGAAGGAGUGAGACUUACUCAGCACAUUGCUGCAGCUGCUGUCUGUACUCCGAGCAGAGCAGCUUUCCUGACUGGCAGAUACCCCAUCAGAUCAGGCAUGGCAUCUAGCACGCAACGGCAGGUUCUCUUUUGGAAUGGCUGUUCUGGUGGGCUCCCACCAAAUGAAACUACUUUUGCCAGAAUACUGCACCAGCAAGGUUAUUCUACAGCACUUGUAGGAAAGUGGCAUAUGGGUGUGAACUGCGAAUCCCGCCGUGAUCACUGCCACCAUCCUUUAAAUCAUGGCUUUGAUUAUUUUUAUGGCAUGCCUUUUACCCUUUUGAAUGAGUGUCAAGGCACAGAUGACCCUGAACUGGCCAAGUCUUUGCAAGAUACAUAUUGGCUUUACACACAGAUGAUCAUCCUUGCAGUGCUUACUCUCUUGAUUGGAAAACUUACCAAUUUAUUCGCAAUAAAAUGGAAAAUAAUAAUAAGUCUGGCCAUCUGUGGUCUCCUGUAUUUCAUCUCCUGGUUCUCCAGCUAUGGUUUCACCAAGUAUUGGAACUGUAUCCUGAUGAGAAACCUUGAUAUCACUGAACAACCUAUGAAUCUAGAAAAAAUUACUUUUAAUAUGCUGAAGGAGGCGGUUUCAUUCAUUGAAAGAAACAAGCAUAGACCGUUUCUUCUCUUUGUUUCCCUUUUACAUGUUCACACCCCUCUCAUUACCACAGAGGAGUUUCAGGGAAGAAGCAGGCAUGGCCCAUAUGGAGAUAAUGUAGAGGAGAUGGACUGGAUGGUGGGCAGGCUUCUGGAUGUUAUUGACAAAGAAGGCUUGAAGAAUACCACAUUCAUUUAUUUUGCAUCUGAUCAUGGAGGAUUCUUAGAGGCUCACAGAGGAAAUGUUCAGUUAGGUGGAUGGAAUGGGAUCUAUAAAGGUGGAAAAGGAAUGGGAGGCUGGGAAGGAGGGAUCCGUGUCCCAGGAAUAGUUAGAUGGCCAGGAGUGUUGCCUGCAGGGACAGUUAUCAAUGAACUGACAAGCCUUAUGGAUGUGUUCCCAACAGUGGUUCACCUGGCUGGAGGGGCAGUGCCUCAGGACAGGGUAAUUGACGGGCACACCUUGCUGCCUUUGCUGCAGGGAACAGUCCAGCACUCCGAGCACGAGUUCAUGUUUCACUACUGCGGUGUGUUUCUGCAUGCAGUGCGGUGGCACCAAAAGGACAGUGGCACCAUAUGGAAAGCUCAUUAUGCUACUCCAGUAUUUCAACCAGAAGCCUCUGGGGCCUGUUUCAGAAGAGGAAUUUGCCCAUGUUUUGAGGAUGGUGUAACCCAUCAUGACCCUCCGCUGCUGUUUGAUCUCUCCCAAGAUCCUUCUGAGGCGAACCCUCUGUCAGCUGACACUGAGCCCUUGUUCGAUGCCGUAACAAGGAGGAUAGGAGAAGCUGUAGAAGAGCAUCGCAAGACGCUGACUCCAGUCCCACAGCAGCUGUGUCCUUACAAUAAUCUAUGGAAGCCAUGGCUGCAGCCAUGCUGUGGCACAUUCCCCUUCUGUUGGUGCAAUGAAGAAAACAACAAAGCAGAUGGCAUACUUUAACAACACCAAAAUCAAAGUACAGUUAGCUUGAAAAAA